GUAGAACUGAUGUGACGCACGAGAUUCAAAGUUGCCAGCAACGUUUCUGCUCAGACUCAUCUUCUACUUAAGUUUUUGACAAGCUUCAAAGAAAACAAAAAGAAAACUGUGUCCAUGUCGGUGUCCAAGUGAAGCGGGUUUUCAGUAUUACAAUGGAAAACCAAGUUAUUGGACCGGGUCCAUACAGGGCGACGAAACUGUGGAAUGAAACUAUCAGACUUUUUCGCAGUGGCAUGCCACUUAGAAGGCAUUGGGCACACUUUCGCUGCUAUGACUGCAGCUUCACGGGAACCGAGGCUGUGGAUUAUCUGCAUAAUCUGCUGAGGGACAAUCACAACUUUGGUCCUGAGAUAACCCGCUACCAGACCCUACAGCUGCUCAGAAAGUUCCUCAAGGCCCACGUGAUUGAAGAUAUCAAAGGCCGCCAUGGGACAGAGGACUUUGAGGACAAUGGCCAUUUGUACAGGUUCCCAACACUGUCUCCGCUCAAGUCUUUUCCAGCAAGGCCUGUAAUAAAGGACUGCAGUGACUUGCCCAGACUCAUCCGCUGGGAUGACUAUGAGGAGCUGCCUCAGCAGGAGAACAUUGCACCCGUGAAGUCUGCUGUCCUGACUUCAGAUUUGUGGAAUAAAAGGCACAGCGUUGCUAUUGGAGAUGUGCAUGAAUGCAAGCUCAUACGCAGGAAGGAGAUAACAUCAAAACAAGUGGAUCACAUCUGGAAGUCAAUGACAGUGGCACAUUUGCAGAGAGUGCUGGGUCUGAAGACACUGGAUGGUGUUUUGAACCCAGCGCAUGUCAAUGGCAAGCACAUUGUUCACAAUGUGUUCAGUGUCAAUAAAGCAGGCAUAGUUGUAUUGGAGAACAAAGCUGAGGACAUGCCCUAUUGGGUGGUAACUGCAAUGAAAUGCCUUGCUAACUGGCCUAAUGGCAAUGAAAGCAAACAGCCAGUGUACCCAGGUUUCGAGAGGGAUGUUCUUAGAACAGUAGCAGACUACUACCAGAGACUUAAAGAACCCCUGCUGACUUUUCAUCUGUAUGAAGUGUUUGUCAACAUUCUCAGUUUGCUGCCAGUGCAGGAGGCAGUCAGUGAGGCUCUUCAAGUAAGCUGCCUCCUUCUGCCGCCUCCCAACCGAAGACGCCUCCAGCUUUUAUUGCGUCUCAUGGCCCGAGUCUGUCAGAAUCCCCAGCUUCCUCCACUUAAUGACACGAUUGCUACCCGCACACUGAUGGUGCAGAUGUUCUCUCAGUGCGUUCUUGGCUCAGCAGACGACAUGGACUUGGAUGAGUUACUUGCCACCAAAUUGGUGACCUUCAUGAUGGAGCAUCACAACACCAUCUUCCAGGUGCCUGCCAAGCUGCGUUGCCAAGUUGAAGAGCAUCUGUCCCACCUCAAAAGAGCACAGAUCAAAUAUGAAGGUGCUGAUACAGAUUUCAGUGCAUCUCCAGCCUUCUACAAGCAGAUCAGCAGGGUGGAGUGUGAGGAGCAGAGGGUGAUAGGCACUCAGACCCCCCUGCAGCAGUUGCUAGAAGGCCUGAUUGCAGACAAAGAACUCCCUGCUAAAGACAAGAGGAAAAGACUAAAACAGUUUCAGAAGUCCUACCCUGAAGUCUACCAUAGUCGAUUUCCCACUGAAGAAAGCAAAGCUGCUGUCAUACCCGAGAAAACCCCACGACUCAAACCUAAUCUCAUGUUCUUCAGCAUCAAGAAACCCUUCCAGCCUUUUCAAAGAAGCUGGAGUUUCAGGGCAUGAUCUGCUACCACUAAAACAGGGGUGUCGAACUCCAGGCCUCGAGGGCCGGUGUCCUGCAGGUUUUAGAUAACACCCUGGGUCAACACACCUGAAUCAAAUGAUUAGUUCAUUACCAGGCUUCUGGAUAACUGCAAGACACGUUGAGGAGGUAAUUUAGUCAUUUGAAUCAGCUGUGUUGGAUCAAGGACACAUCUAAAACCUGCAGGACACCGGCCCUCGAGGCCUGGAGUUCGACACCUGUGCACUAAAACAUUUACACGUCUUAACCUCAGAGUUGCAAAAUGAGGAGUGAGGCUAUAAUGGUGCUCUCACCACAAUUACAGCGCUCUUCAUUAACCACUACAAUUUUUACUAAAAAAAAAAAAAAAAUUAGUCCUUGCAGCCGAUGGUAAACAAGGAUGAUGACUUGAAGAGCGUCUUCACUCAAGUUAUAGAAGAAUUAUAAGAGAUUUUCCUGAGUUUCUGUUUUAAUAAGAAACUUGAACUAAACUAUGAUCCACUUACACCUAAAGAGUUAUUAAUCGUGAUUUUUUUUUUUUUUUUCUUAGAUUUCAUUAACUGGUACUGGUACUUUGUAUGGUUACAAAGAUUUAAAACAGCAGAAAAUGAAAGUAGCAACAAUAGUAAAAUGCAUUACAAAAGUAUUAACAGGUUAUCGGAUGUUAACAUUUGGUUAAUCUUAUAGAUGAAAUUCAAGUGGUCUUGAAAUAUUGGUAGACAAUUAUAUUGUAUCAAAAUAUUCUUGGUGCUCCGAAUAAUCGCAUGUAAUUUCAUGAUGCUGACUCAACAAUGCAGUGCUGCGUUUCGUUUAAUAAUAACAACAAUAAUAAUAAUAAUAAUAAUUUCAUCAUAAAUUGGAAUUUAGGUGGCUUAAUCUUUUUUACUUUAAUCAGGUAGACCUUUGCUUAAUGAUGAACAUAUCAAGAGUUUGCCUAGAAACUAAAGUGACCCUCACUGGUCACUUUAUUAGGUACACUUGUUCAGCUGCUUGUUAAAGCAGAUAUGAUUGAGAUAGCAUUCUCACAGCCAGCUCAGUGCAUUUAGGCAUCUUUGAAUGUGCCAUGGUUAUCAUCACCAGACGGGCGAGUCUGAGUAUUUCAGAAACUGAUCUACUGGGAUUUUCCCACACAGCCAUCUCGUGAGUUACAAUAGAGUGGUCAAAAAGGAGAACAUCUCAUGUGAGAUCUCAGUCACUCAUGUGAACUAAGAACAGGAAACCAAGAAUACAAUUCACAUGGCCUAACCAAACUUGAACAAUUGAAGACUGGAAACCCUCCGUCUGGUCUGUUGAGUCUUGAAUUCUGCUGCGACAUUUGACAUAAAUGUCAUGAAAGCGCUGAGCCAUCCUGCCUAGCUGGUUUAUUAAUGUGGGGCAUGUUUUCUUGGCACACUUUGGGCCUCUUGUUGCUGUAUUGAGUAUUGUUGCUGACCAUGUCAAACCCUUUAUGACCACAGUGUAUCCAUCUUCUAAUGGCUGCUGCUAGGAGUAUAAUGCAACAUGGCGCAAAGUUGAACCAUCUCAAACUCGUUUGUUAAA
This is a messenger RNA of Oreochromis niloticus (Nile tilapia), 3288 nucleotides long. RefSeq names its product DEP domain-containing protein 1B. NCBI's taxonomy places the organism in Eukaryota, Metazoa, Chordata, Actinopteri, Cichliformes, Cichlidae. Bases 153 to 1751 code for a protein of 532 amino acids. The record is from RefSeq and is a predicted model, not a curated record. Gene Ontology annotation, biological process: intracellular signal transduction. The transcript is spliced from 11 exons.